Molecule: messenger RNA, 180 nt
Organism: Staurois parvus
Lineage: Eukaryota; Metazoa; Chordata; Amphibia; Anura; Ranidae
Source: the annotation of a GenBank genome assembly
UGCCCCAUCAUUGGUGUCAGUGGGGGGAGGAAUAGUGCCCCAUCAUUGGUGUCAGUGGGGGGAGGAAUAGUGCCCCAUCCUUGGUGUCAGUGGGGGGAGGAAGAGUGCCCCAUCCUUGGUGUCAGUGGGGGGAGGAAUAGUGCCCCAUCCUUGGUGUCAGUGGGGGAGGAAUUGUGCCCC